Molecule: messenger RNA, 1587 nt
Organism: Truncatella angustata
Lineage: Eukaryota; Fungi; Ascomycota; Sordariomycetes; Amphisphaeriales; Sporocadaceae
Product: Tannase/feruloyl esterase
Exons: 3
Coding region: 1-1587 (528 amino acids)
Source: RefSeq, a predicted model, not a curated record
AUGCAUCGCUUUUUCGGACUGGCUCUUCCCACAGUUGUCGCGGCAUUCGUGAACCAGACUUUUGAAGCAAGGUGCGAGGCUUUCCAGCCCGAGCGAGCUGUUUGGAACUCGACCAGGACACAGCUACAAUAUGUCCCGGCUGGUACGAAUUUGACUUUCCCAGACCACGACACGACAUGUAACCGCAAUAGCCAAGCUGUACCAGUCAACCUGUGCCGAGUUACCCUGUCGAUUCCGACAUCAAACAGGUCAAGUAUAACUCUCGAGUUGUGGCUCCCAGAGAUAUGGACAGGUCGGACAUUGGCCACUGGGAAUGGCGGCAUAGAUGGAUGUAUCAAGUAUGAGGACAUUGCGUAUGGUGUUGCCAACGGGUUCGCGACAGUGGGGACAAACAAUGGUCAUAACGGCACCUACGGCGAUGCAUUCUACCACAACGCGGAUGUGGUGACUGAUUUUGCCUGGCGAUCACUGCACACAUCCGCAAUUGUGAGCAAGAAACUGGCGGCAGAAUUCUAUGACUUGCCAUUGGGCAAGUCAUACUACAUAGGGUGUUCCUUGGGCGGCAGACAAGGCAUCAAAGCUGCGGAGAUGUUCCCCGAAGACUUCGACGGUAUUGUCGCAGGCGCGCCAGCCGUUGACUUCAACAACUUGUACUCCUGGCGCGCGAGUUUCUUUCCUCUUACUGGUGCGAGCUCAGAUUACAACUUCAUCUCUGCGAGUAUGUGGAACACUACGAUCCACGAAGAGGUCUUGAGACAGUGUGACGAGAUCGACGGUGUUAAAGACGGUAUCAUUGAGGAUCCUACAGUAUGCCACUUCGACCCCCAAGCUCUACUGUGCCAGGGCGACAGCAGCACCAAUUGUCUCAAUAGUACACAAGUAGAGAUCGUGGGAAAGGUGUACAGUGACUACCUUUGGCCGAACGGCAGCGUGGUCUUCCCCGGUAUGCAACCGGGGAGCGAGAUACAAGCUGCCACAGGAUUGUAUUCUGGUCGUCGCUAUGCUCCAUCAUAUGACUGGUUCAGGUUCGCUGUCCUCGAGGACCCUGACUGGAACGCAUCCACAUACACGAUCGCAGACGCUGCGAUUGCGGACGAGAAGGACCCCGGCAACGUUCAAACCUGGCCAUCCUCGCUUGCCACUUUUGAAGAUGCAGGCGGAAAGAUCGUGUCUUUCCACGGCAUGCAAGAUCAGCAAAUCACCAGUUUCAACUCGAAGCGAUUCUACGAGCAUUUGAGUUCCGGCAUGGCGUAUAGUUCAGCGCAGAUCGACAACUUCUUUCGGUACUUCCGUGUCCCGGGUAUGUAUCACUGUAAUAGUGGACCCGGCGCCUGGGUACUUGGUCAAGGUGGUAACGCACCUUCAAAGGGCAUUCCAUUCGAUGCCGAACACAACCUUCUAGCCGCCAUAGUGGAUUGGGUAGAGCUAGGAGCGGCGCCGGAAACGAUGCUAGGCACCAAAUUCGUGAACGACGAUGUUAGCCAGGGGAUUGCGUUCACUCAUCGACAUUGCCGGUGGCCGUUGAGAAGCACAUAUCUUGGAAGCGGCUACGAACCUCUUGAUUAUAAUAGUUGGGAGUGCUCAUAG